AUGAGGUCAUCUGAAAUUCAAAAAGAUAUUGUAAAUGCAUGUGCAACAGGAACAAUUAACGAUAUUGUUGAGGACCUUGGUGAAGAUUACUUUGGUAUACUUGUGGAUGAAUCUCGUGAUGCAUCACAUAAAGAACAAAUGGCUCUUGUUUUGCGGUAUAUUGAUAGGAGGGGGCCCAUGAUGGAGAGGUUUAUUGGAAUUAUUCAUGUUCGUGAUACUUCUACUUUGUCUUUGAAAAAAAUAGUUGAUUCUUUGCUUUCUAACUAUUCACUGAGUCCAUCGUAUAUACGUGGACAAUGUAAUGAUGGAGCGAGUAACAUGCAAGGAGCUUCUUUUAGGCACAGAAAAGAUAUUCAAGAAGAUCAAGCAAAAAACCUUCAAGAGACAUUACGUGCGGGUGAGCUUGAAACUGGAUGGGGAUUAAAUCAACAACUUGAUCUUAAAAGAGCUGGUGACACUCAUUGGGGUUCUCAUUACAAAUAUCUUAUCAAUUUUAGUGCUAUGUUUGGAUCAUUGAUUGAUGUGCUUGAUAACAUUGCUAGUGAUACCCAUGACCUUGAUGAUAGAUUUAAAGCAUAA
Messenger RNA from Elaeis guineensis (African oil palm), 579 nucleotides. Lineage: Eukaryota; Viridiplantae; Streptophyta; Magnoliopsida; Arecales; Arecaceae. The record is from RefSeq and is a predicted model, not a curated record.